This is a messenger RNA of Vicia faba (fava bean), 1125 nucleotides long. The record is from the annotation of a GenBank genome assembly. Lineage: Eukaryota; Viridiplantae; Streptophyta; Magnoliopsida; Fabales; Fabaceae.
AUGCCAAUACAAUGCAUAACAAGCAUGCCUCAACAACUCCCAAACCAAGAACAAGAAACACCACUAGUUUUCGACGCAUCACUUCUCAGAAACCAAACAAAUCUCCCAACACAAUUCAUUUGGCCUGAAGAAGAACAAGCCUGUUCAAACAUUCCCGAACUCGAUGUACCGUUCAUCGACUUGGGAGGUUUUCUCUCCGGUGAUCCCCUGGCAGCAAUGGAAGCAUCAAAGCUAGUUGGUGAAGCAUGUCAGAAACAUGGUUUUUUUCUUGUUGUUAAUCAUGGGAUUGAGAAAAAGCUAAUCUCGGACGCUCAUGGUUUCAUGGAUGGUUUUUUCCAACUUCCUCUGGUUGAGAAACAGAGAGCUCAGAGGAAAGCAGGGGAACACUGUGGUUAUGCUAGUAGUUUUACUGGUAGAUUCUCUUCUAAACUUCCAUGGAAAGAGACACUUUCUUUUCGAUUCGAAGCCCAUGAAAAUUCGCCAAAUCUUGUUACAGAUUAUUUGUGCAACACAAUGGGGAAUGACUUUGAACAAUUUGGGGAGGUUUAUCAGAAGUAUUGCAAAGCAAUGAGCAAUCUUUCAUUAGGAAUAAUGGAGCUUUUGGGAAUGAGUCUUGGAGUUGGUAAAGGCUAUUUUAGGGAAUUUUUUGAAGAGAAUAGUUCAAUAAUGAGGCUCAAUUACUAUCCUCCUUGUCAAAAACCUGAACUCACUCUAGGCACUGGACCUCAUUGUGAUCCAACAUCCUUAACCAUUCUUCAUCAAGAUCAAGUUGGUGGCUUGCAAGUUUUUGUUGAUAAUCAAUGGCAUUCCAUUACACCACAUUUCAAUGCUUUUGUUGUCAAUAUUGGUGAUACCUUCAUGGCACUUUCAAAUGGGAGAUACAAGAGUUGCUUGCACAGGGCAGUGGUAAACAGUGAAACGACAAGAAAAUCUCUUGCUUUCUUUCUAUGUCCCUUAAGUGAUAAGGUGGUAACUCCACCAUGUGAAUUGGUGGACAAUUACAACCCAAGAAUCUACCCUGAUUUCACAUGGCCUAUGUUACUUGAGUUUACUCAAAAACACUAUAGAGCUGAUAUCAAAACACUUGAAGCAUUUGCCAACUGGAUUCAACAUAAGAGCACAUGA